AUGAGCGACAAGCCAAGCGCGGCGAUCAAGCUCGGACGGCGGGCCGGCCGUGUGGCAGACGUCCGACUGGCCGUGUGGCAGACGUGCGACUGGAUCCGCAUCCUGUGGCACCCCAGCGCCUACAACGGCGAGGACGCCCGGCGCCUCCCCCUGUGCCUGGAGCCCAGCGAGGCGGCGAGAGCGGAGCUGGCCGGAUUCGAGAAGGCCCUCGUGGCGCAGCUGGCCAGCCGAACCGUGGCGGACCCGAAGAUCUUCGGCCGCUUGCUCACCACCCAGGAUAUGGAGAGCCGCUUCGUCUCCUGCCUCAAGAAGUCCACGCGAGGGAACCCCUUCAUCAAGCUCAAGCUCUGUUUGGACCGUGUCUGGCUGAUGAGCGGCCAGUGCGGUCUGCUGAUUGAAGUGACCGACCUCAUGCUCAAGGACGAGGAGCCCCAGAGGUGCUCGCAGCUACUGCCUCUGAGGGACCACCGCCUGCAGUCCGUGCUCCUCUCGCGCCCGAAUGGCCAGCUCACCCGCGCGGGCCAGUUCUUCUUCGGCCUCACCGGCCGGCGGCCCCCGAACCGCCAGUUCGACGAGGCCCAGCCGCUCAUCCGAGACGGUGCCUCCGACUACAUCCUCAUGAGAGGGGGGACGCGGAAGCUCGUGCGCACCCUGCAGCCCAACGGCCAGUACCAUGUCACCAAACUAGGAAAAGCCUUUUUCAAGGAUAAGUACACGGAGUGGCUGGCUCAUGUGCCCGUGAUCAUCCGGGGCCGCCGGAGGAACGGCAACCCCUACGAGCGCCAUGACUACCUGCCCGUUAUCACGCUGGAGCUGGGCCUGUCCCGGCAGAACGACGCUUGGAGUGAGGCGCAAAUCGCGCGCAACGUGAAGGAGGCGGUGCUCCGGCAGCUGGGGCAGCCUGGAGAGGGCGAACCCAUUUACAUGAUCAGUGGGGAAGUGUACAUCCUCCACCCCACCAACGAGUGGGCCUACAGGUCAGCUACCAGCUCUUCGCCGGAGACCAGAUCCUCGCUAGUGCCUCCCCGGCAGCUGGCGGAGCUGCUGAAGCUUCCGCUGCAAGAGGUCCUGGAAGACUUUAACUCCAUCUGUCCUGGGAACUGGCAGCAGCGGGGAGUGUCCCCCGCAGAGAUCCGCACCUUCUGCGUGUGGCGCAACGCACCCAUGUUCUACGCGGACUGCCGGGGCCGGCUGCUGGACAGCUUCCAGCCCACGGAGAAGGAGGAGCGGGCCGUCGCUUUCACCAGCUGGAACGGCCACGCCUUCUUCUACCGGAGUGCUCGGGCCGUGGCCAGCUGCGACGAGUCGGAGCAGCGGCCGCGCUACCGCCAGCUCAGGCGGGACACCCCAGUGCCCGAGUUCAAGGACUGGCAGCCCUGGGACGGAGAGAUCGCCUCCGGCUACUUUUGGACCGAAGACAUUCGCGGGGUCCGAGCGGACCUGCUGGCCCAGGGGCACCACCCGAAGGUCUCCAUGCGGGGCUUGUGCGAGUGGUCGUCAUUGCGCCUGCGAGUGCGCGGCGGAGCGGACUGCGUGAUUCGGGAGCUCUGCAAGGAUGCGGCGGUGCUGCAGCAGUGGACCGAGCGCCUGGGCGUGCCCUAUCGCGGGCAGCGCCUGGCCGGGGCCAGCUUGGAGGUCUUCUUGCACCUGCUGCAGGGCAAGCGCGAGGACACGCGGAGCCGCCGGGAGGAGUUGCUGGCCCAACAGCAGGGCAUGUGCAAGCUGUGCGGCGCGCCUAUCGGUCUGGGGACCUUCGAGAUAGAUCACGUCAUCCCGGUUUCCCAGUCCUUCGCCGGACAGCAGCUGGAGCUGCAGGCCCUGUGCUUGGAGUGCCAUCGGACCAAGACCAGCCUGGAGGGCAACCACAGCACCACCUUGGAGAGCCGGUUCUGCCGGUUUGUGUACCAGAACUACGCGGCCUCGCCUCGGCUGCCCCCCUUAGUCUUCCAGCUGCAGAAGUGGGACGACUCCCGCCCCUGCCAGGGCAUCGACGUGCGUCGCUGCCGCAAGAAUGGGUUGGCAAAUGCUCGCUUCCCGCUGCCCGUCUUUUCCCUGCUGGACUGCAUCGUCCCCACGGAGGAGGGCAAGCUCGCAGAUUUGACCUGGGUCGAACUGCCGUGCGACCGCCGCAAGGGCGUGCUGGCGGGGCUGGCCAAGUGGAGCCACUUCAAGUGGAGCCUGGACGCCGCCGCGCACGUCGACCAACACUGCCUGGAGCAGGUCCUGGAGCGCAUGGAGCAGAACUGGCCGGAGGGGGAAGAGCACUACGCCAAGCUGGCCAUCAACAGCCUCGUGGGGCUUUUUGCUCGAAAUCUAGAAUUGGUUUAUUCUAUGAAGACUUCAAACCAUGAGGUAGAUGGGGAGGGCUGCAGCUGGCGCCAGACCUUCACAGAUUCUGCUGGGAAAAGGCACUGGGAUCACAUCUUUGUCACCGAGCUGCUCUCCAACAGCAGCUACCGACCAAUUCAUGACUACAUCAUGGGAGCCGAGUACGUGGCGGUGGCCCGGAUUCGGCAGGCCUUGGCGGAGGUGCCGAAGCGCUACCUGAAGAGCAUCAAGACCGAUUGCCUGGUGAUGCAGGACGUCCCGAAGAAGCACCGGCCCGCCGUGGAGCGGCUGCUGCAGAUGUCGCACCGGGACGGUACCCCCGUCUACAGGUACGAGGAGGUGGCCGGUUUGAAGGGCCAGUACCGCGAGCCCAGCAUGGAAGCGGAGCCCAUCCGAGCGAAGCCGUCGUGGCGCCGAGUGGAGGACCCCGUGGAGCACUGCCUGGACGGCGAGAGCUUGCUGCUGACGGGCUUUCCGGGAACGGGCAAGACCCACCUGGCCAAGAAGAUCGUCGAAGCCCUUCGGGAGCACGGGGACACGGUGCACAUCAUCACCAAAACGCACGCGGCCGUGCAAAAUGUCGGGCUGGGGGCUCAGACGGCGGACCACUGGGUGCGGCGGAACGUGCGCGACGGGCACUGCAGCGCCACGUGGCUGGUCAUCGAAGAGCUGACGCAGCUCGAUACUCCCCUGUGGGCUGACAUAGCUUGUUUGAGCCUGAACAAGAAGAUUCGCUUUCUGCUGUUGGGAGACUUUCGGCAGCUGCCCGCCGUGCUCGAUAGCUUCGCGGGCGCGGAGGUCUGCAAGGAGCUGAAGGACAGCCAGCUGCUGCACGACCUGGCGGGCGGCUGGUGCCACGAGCUCUCGGAGCGCUGGCGCUUCGACGAGCGCAUCUUCGAGUUCCUGACCUGGUUGCGAGUCGACGAGCCCGAGCAGGUCCCGCUGCUUGAGGCAGUGCGGGAGGCCCGGCGGCGCUUCCCGAGGCGGGGGGAGCCCGACGUGAGCCUGGUCAUCUCCCAUGCAAAGCGGCUCCAGAUCAACGAGCGAGAGAACCGCAGGCUGGCGCCCGCCGAUGCCCUGCUGGUGCAGUACGAGGCUCGGGGUGCAGAAGGAACCUUCCUGACCGUGGAGGCAGUGGAGGGCGACGUCGUGCGCCUGGAGAGCGGCCAAUGCUUCGCGGGCCCGGAGCUGCUGAACACACCAGGCUUUGCAGCGCCAUCACCUACGCUUCGGUUCAAGGGCUGA
This is a messenger RNA of Symbiodinium natans, 3573 nucleotides long. The record is from the annotation of a GenBank genome assembly. NCBI's taxonomy places the organism in Eukaryota, Dinophyceae, Suessiales, Symbiodiniaceae.